This is a messenger RNA of Panicum virgatum (switchgrass), 1112 nucleotides long. RefSeq names its product light-inducible protein CPRF2-like. Gene Ontology annotation, cellular component: nucleus. The record is from RefSeq and is a predicted model, not a curated record. NCBI's taxonomy places the organism in Eukaryota, Viridiplantae, Streptophyta, Magnoliopsida, Poales, Poaceae. Gene Ontology annotation, molecular function: DNA-binding transcription factor activity; sequence-specific DNA binding. Gene Ontology annotation, biological process: regulation of DNA-templated transcription. The transcript has 4 exons. Bases 29 to 640 code for a protein of 203 amino acids.
CCCACCCACCGCCGUUCCACCGAUCCCCAUGUCCGACGACCAGCGGCAAUGCUGGAGGGGCAUCACGCCCGACGUCGAGCUCGGCGCGGCCCUGGCGCUGGCCGACAUGGCCGGCAGCAGCGUCGGGCUCGGGCCCGCCGCCGAGCGCGCGCAGGCCAAGGCCAAGGCGCGGCGGCCGGCCGCUGUGCCCUCGGGCGCCGCCGCCGAGGAGGCCAUGACCGACGACGAGGAGAUGGCGAGCACCAGGCUGAGCCUGCAGCUGGGCGGGGUCGGGAUCCAGUCGUCCUCCUGCUCCAGCGGCGGCUCCAACGCCGGGCGCCCAUCAUCGCGGCAGCCGGCACCGGCGCACGCCGCCGCGCCGGCUACUCACGGCCCCAGGCCACGGCACAUGCUCACCGAGGCAGAGAAGGAGGCGAAGCGGCUGCGGCGGGUGCUCGCCAACCGGGAGUCGGCGAGGCAAACCAUCCUUCGCCGGCAGGCGAUUCGAGAUGAGCUUGCGCGAAAAGUUGCAGACCUGUCGUCAGAGAACGAGACCAUAAAAAAGGAGAAGGACCUGGUGAUGAAGGAGUAUCUGUCACUGAAAGAGACGAACAAGCAGCUGAAAGCUCAGGCACACGACCUCUCGCUUUCCCUAUUCUAAGACCUCUCGCUUUCCCUAUUCUAAGCAAGGGAUUUUCUUAUUCUCGUUCUUCUAUUCUACUAGCAUGCAUCGUUACGUAGGCCAAAGCAAAGAAAAACAAGCAGGGGCCUAGCAUGUUCCGAAGAAGAAAUUAAUUAGAGGCGGGAACUAUCCAGUUGUUCGAUUCCAAGCUAGCCACAUGACCCACCUUUGCUGGGUCGUCAGCGCCGUACACCUAGCCGAGUUGGGAACUAUUUCGGCUGAGCCUUGCUCUGACAUCUGUAUGGAUAGCCAUGGCUGUUUUCUAUAAAUAUACAUACUCCAUCCUCAUCUUUGUCCAGCUGCAAGCACUACGUUUCCGAUGCACUGAAAGCGGUGACGUAGUAUUAUGUGUGGUUGCUUGUGACGUGGCAAAUACUUAUUGUAUAUACUCUCAACACAAGACGAUGAUGGUAUGAUUGUUGUUACGGUCUAUCUCCAUAUCAAUAGAUUG